GCUUGUUCUGAGAUGACUGAGAGGUAAGUUAUCACAAUUCAUAUCCAAAAGUUCGACGAUCACGAUACGAUAGAAACAACGACUGCAAAGACACAAGACUAACUUGACUUACGAACCCAUUCCUCGACUUACAGUGACCGUGCAGAAUUUCCGAAGAGGUUGAAACCCCGCACAUGCACCUUUUCCCUUGAUCGAUACAAAGUACCUUGACCCCGCGAUAUCGCCCAAGUCUGCACAACCACAACAUCUACACAACAACAACAUCGUCUUGAGACACCAUGGCGAAAGAAAGUGACGCACCUCAGUUGCCCUUGACGCCUCGAAAGGCCAACGAGCAGUCCCAGGGCUUAUCGCACCACCCAGAAUUCGGAAAACCCUCGCCCCUCCGCCCUGUUCAACACCAACGCCCAGUCCAACGCCCAUCUCACCCCAGUAACCCAUUCAAUAUCCCGAAACCGAACCAGGUGAGAGCGGAACAUCAUCGAGCUCCCCAACCGCGACCACAACCACAACCGCAAUACCCCGCACCUAGUCAGGCCUAUCGUCCGCCUACGACGCCUGGUGCUGGUGUUGCUGCGACACCAAGACGUAACGAGUCAUUCGAUCCGUUUAAGCCCGUCAGACCUUCGGCUUACAAUAACAACCGAUUCUCUCGUCCCGCUGAUAGUGGCGCUUUUGAAAUCAAGCGUCCUGAAAAUGUCACCUUCGGCACCCCACGCGCCCCGAAGACGUUUUUCACAUCGAAGCCGUCGGCAGUGAAAGUGAACAAUGCAUCGAAGAAUCUUAAGAAUUUCGUCGAUUUGACGGGCGAGGGUGGUUUUACGCCUAGCGCGGGUUCGCGGAAUAACGUUGGAUUUGGUUCGUAUGGAGUGGACGACUACGUGGAUACGGCGAAGGCGAACGAGAACAUCCAGGCUCUGUUACAGGGUGCUUUUGAUGAAGAUGAAGAUGAAAAGCAACAAGCCAAGAAGAACAAGAAAAAGAACAAGAAUAAGAAGAGGAAACAAAAGCAGAGGGAGAGUAAGAAGAAGCAGGAUGAUUCCCAGGAUGCUUCUCAAGAUGCCUCUGAGCUUGAUGAUCUGGCUGCUCAGUUGGAGGGUAUUACCGUCAAGGAACCUAAGUCUACGGAACACGACGAGGAUGAGAAGAAGGCGAAGGCCAUCAAGUCUCCAGCGAUCGAUAGUGAUACUGAGGAAGCAAGCGAUGACGAAUCUGAAUCGAAGGCCGGCAGAGCCUCUGUAGACACUGAAUAUGAGGACAAAGAGGUAGUCUCCGACGAAGAAGAGGAAGACGAAGCGGAAAAAGAGGAAGAGGAAGAAGAGGGAGAGGAAGAAGAGGGAGAGGAGGAAGAGGAGGAAGAGGAGGAAGAGGAUGAUGGAACCGUCGAGGGCUUGAAUGUCAAACUGCUGCCUCACCAGCGAGAUGGUGUGAGCUGGAUGCGCGAUAAAGAACUCGGCAGGGGCAAAGGAACGGUCCCCAAAGGCGGCAUCCUUGCAGAUGAUAUGGGUCUCGGAAAGACGGUUCAAACCAUCGCCUUGCUGCUCACUAACACCAAACCUGAGAGUGGAAAGGUCAAAAAAAAUUAUGAUUCUGAUGAUGAAUCUGAUGAGGAAGAGAAACCGAGAAAAUUGCCUCCUGGUCUGAGCAAGUCCACCCUUGUAGUCGCCCCAUUGGCACUUAUUAAACAAUGGGAGGGAGAAAUCGCAUCCAAGGUUGAGAAUACCCACAAGCUUCGCGUGUGCGUCUACCACGGCAACACCCGAGCCAAGGCAACCGAUAACCUGGAAGACUACGACGUGGUCAUCACCACCUACGGCACUCUGACUUCCGAACAUGGGAAAGGCGGCAAGUCGGGCAUCUUCUCUGUCUACUGGUACCGCAUCAUCCUGGACGAAGCCCACACCAUCAAGAACCGAAACGCCAAGGCCACCCAAGCCGCAUGCGCACUGGACGCAGAGUACCGCUGGUGUCUUAGUGGAACGCCCAUGCAGAACAACCUUGACGAGCUGCAGAGUCUCAUCAAGUUCCUCCGCAUCAAACCUUAUAAUGACUUGGCCGCCUGGAAGGAGCAGAUUGGAAGGCCAAUUGCCAAUGGUCGCGGACAGCUUGCGAUCGAACGCUUGCAGAUCUUCCUGAAAGCAUUCAUGAAGCGACGUACCAAGGAUGUCCUCAAGCUCAACGACAACCUCAAGCCAGGCGAAGAUGGCGGUGAAAAGAAGCAAAAGUCCUCUGGAUUCCAGAUCACCAAGCGAGAAGUCAUCAAGGUGGCGGCAGAGUUCAUGCCGGGUGAGAUGAACUUCUACAAGCGUCUCGAACAGCGUACCGAGAACAGUCUUGAGAAGAUGAUGGGCGAUAGUAAGGUCGACUAUGCUGGUGCUUUGGUUUUGCUGCUGCGUCUUCGUCAGUCGUGCAACCAUCCUGAUUUGGUGAAGAGCGAUCUUGCCAAAGACAAGGACAUCUUGCUGCAGACUGGUCCUUCUGAGAAGAAAUCGUCGCAUGGGAAGAAUGACGAUUUAGACAGCGUGGCUGAUCUGUUUGGUGCGCUCAGUGUUGUCACGAAGAAGUGCGACGUUUGUCAAACGGAAUUGAGCAAGGAGGAAGCCAGCAGUGGCAUCAGCCGGUGCGGCGAAUGCGAGAGCGAUUUGAAAGCUACGCUUGGUGACAAAGAGAUGAGCCAUAAAAAGAGGAAGUCCAAGAAGGUAGAUGCUGUGGAUCUCACGGACUCGCCUUCUGCCAGUCGCCAGGCUGCUCGUGCCCGUCGGAACAGAAAGAUUGUCGUGGAUAGUGAUGACGAGGACGAGGAAGACGGCGAUUGGGUUGUUCCCAAGGCUCAGCGCGGAGUGAAGAACUUCGGGAAGGCCGGUGGUAGUGAUGAUGAAGAUGCAGAGGGAGGCGGCGAAUGGCUUGGCUCUGAAGACGAAGACUCCGACAGCGAUGAUGAAGGACCGGAAUCACCUACCAAGAACCACACGAGAUCUGUCACUCCCCAGAUUCAGAGUUCCGAGUCGGAGUCCGAUGAUGAUAUUUAUCUGAGUGCGGGCGAUGAUGAGGAUGGCGACAAGAGAAUCCUUCCGUCAACCAAAAUUCGACACCUCAUGAAGAUUCUGUCGCGUGAAGCACCGGAUUUUAAGUUCAUCGUGUUCUCGUGCUUCACGUCGAUGCUGGACAAGAUCGAGCCGUUCCUGAACCGAGCAGGCAUCGGAUAUGCGCGAUACGACGGUAGCAUGAGGAAUGAUCAUCGUGAGGCGAGUCUGAACAAGCUGCGCAGCAACAGUGGAACCCGCGUAUUGCUUUGCAGUUUGCGGGCUGGUGCUUUGGGACUGAACCUAACGGCGGCUAGUCGCGUUGUGAUUCUGGAGCCAUUCUGGAACCCGUUUGUGGAAGAGCAAGCGAUCGACCGUGUGCACCGACUCAACCAAACGCUCGACGUGAAAAUCUACAAAAUGAUCGUCAAAGACACUGUCGAAGAACGAAUUCUAGACUUGCAAGACCGCAAACGCGAACUCGCCAACCUCACGAUCGAAGGCAAGACCGCAGCAGCCAAGCUGACGAUGACGGAUAUGAUGGCGCUGUUUGGUCGAGAUGCUGAGUCGCGGUAUGCAGGAAAACAGGGGGACCUGGACCUGAAACAGCCGGCGGUACUGGUGCAGGCGACGGACGAGACUGGUGGAAUGCGGACGAUGGGAUCGAAUAACACGCGGGACCGUGAGCGCCCGCAGACGAAACGAGUGCCUGCUCGUGAGGAAAAUUCAGUGUAUGGACGAAGGUGGUAGACAUAAUUUGACGAAUGUGGCGUUUAGAAUGUGAUCAAGGAUAUACAUGGUUGGCUGGAUCUAUUUUCAGGAUGGGGAUAACGAAUUGAUCAACUACACUACGAAUCUGACAGCCCAAGAAUCUGGUGCAACUGAGUCAGUCAUUCCGUAGACCCCUAGCCAGUAACUCGGGGGGAAGCCAAUUGGGUUUACACUAUGGACGAAGAUCGGAUUCGCAAUGAAACGGCCAAUUGAUGGAUCAGAAGAUAGUAUUAAGAUC
Messenger RNA from Aspergillus ruber CBS 135680, 4032 nucleotides. Its product is annotated as putative SNF2 family helicase/ATPase. The transcript is spliced from 3 exons. Gene Ontology annotation, cellular component: cytoplasm. The record is from RefSeq and is a predicted model, not a curated record. The coding region runs from base 279 to 3773 and encodes 1164 amino acids. NCBI's taxonomy places the organism in Eukaryota, Fungi, Ascomycota, Eurotiomycetes, Eurotiales, Aspergillaceae. Gene Ontology annotation, molecular function: ATP binding; ATP-dependent chromatin remodeler activity.